AUGGUAUCAAUUCCAAUUAUUGGGCCAGAUACUCCGUCUGGCGAUAAACAUUAUAAGACGCCUAAAGCGUUUCCUAUCGGUCCUCACUUCAAGAGGUACGAGCAUAACCCUAUCUUGACUCCUAAUCCUGAUAACGAAUGGGAGGCAGCAUACGUUUAUAAUGCCACGGCAAUUGUGGUGGAUGAAUAUGUGUUUUUGUUAUAUAGGGCACAGAAUAAGGCUCGGACUCUGAGUGUGGGAUUGGCAUGGCUGAAGGACGGCUACAACUUCAGACGGUACUAUAAACCGGUUUUGUAUCCUACCGAGAAGUGGGAAGAAAGGGGUGGAUGUGAAGAUCCACGGAUAGUGAGAGACCCAGUGCUGAAGAAGUUUAUCAUGACAUAUACUGCUUACGAUGGAGCGCAUGCUAGGCUCUGUGUAGCCGAGUCAUUUGACUUGUUUCACUGGAAGAAACAUCCGCCUAUCAUCAAGGAUGAUAACUUUGAUGAGGUAGCCAAUGCUCUUGAUGGGUCCCAUUUCAUUCGUCGGGCUUGGCUGAAAAGUGGUGCUGUGUUUGUUGACAAGCAUAAGGACGGCAAGUACUACAUGAUCUGGGGAGAAUCUGGCUUCUACUUAGCUACAAGCCCUGAUUUGGUCCAUUGGGAGAUCACUAGCAACAAUUAUCUGUCUGCUGUUUUCACAACUGGCAAAUUCAACUGGCAGGACCGGUUAAUUGAGCCAGGCCCUGCGCCUAUUAAAAUUGACACAGGCAAUCGUCAUCAAAACUACUACAUUUUGUUCUACAAUUCUUCUACAAUUGGCGGCGGGCCGUACCCAAAAGCAACAUACACAAUCUCGCAAAUGUUGAUUGACUACGACAACUUGAAAGAUGGGCCCUUGGCUCGGUUGGAGAAACCGGUCUUGGUCCCUGAGGACGCUAGCGAAGUGACCGGUCAAGUCGAUAAAGUGGUAUUCACCGAAGGUGUAGUCCAGUUCAAGGGUCAAUGGUUUUUGUAUUUCGGACAAGGCGACUCUAAGCUAGGUGUUGCAACUUGUCCAGCAUAUUAA
Candidozyma haemuli is the source of this 1047-nucleotide messenger RNA. RefSeq lists its product as uncharacterized. The record is from RefSeq and is a predicted model, not a curated record. The coding region runs from base 1 to 1047 and encodes 348 amino acids. The transcript has a single exon. NCBI's taxonomy places the organism in Eukaryota, Fungi, Ascomycota, Pichiomycetes, Serinales, Metschnikowiaceae.